GGCUUUCAAUCAAAGAGCAAACAAUGCUUCUACAUAGACCAUUCAUUCAUUUAGGACCCCGCGGAAAACCUCAUCGUUUGAACUUGAUAAAGGCAAGUGGGGAUCUGGGUUUUUUGACGUCAACUGAAUUUGAUUAUUUUCAACGGGUCAAGAUGGCGGAGGAGAGCAGGUUGAAGCAUCGGAAUCACUCUCCGCAAAAUUGCAAAAACAGCAUUUUCGGCGAAGGUGAGCAAGGGGUGGAGGGUGUGCCUCAUAAGAUGAGCCCUGAGGAAGAGGAGGUCCUGUUGUCGGAGGAAGAUGAGGAAGAGGCCUUGUCGGCCAGGCCGGUCCAGAUCGUUGUGGCUCACGAGGACGACCACGCCUUUGAGCUCGACGAGGCGGCGCUGGAGCGCAUCCUGCUGCAGGAGCAUGUGCGCGACCUCAAUGUGGUGGUGGUGUCGGUGGCCGGUGCCUUCCGCAAGGGCAAGUCCUUCCUGCUGGACUUCAUGCUGCGCUUCAUGUACAACCAGACAUCUUGCUCCUGGCUGGGUGGGCACGAGGAGCCACUGACUGGCUUCACCUGGCGGGGGGGCUGCGAGAGGGAGACCACGGGCAUCCUGGCCUGGAGCGAGGUGUUUGUGGUGGACAAGCCAGACGGGAGCAAGGUUGCUGUUCUUCUAAUCGACACACAGGGGGCUUUCGACAGCCAAUCGACCAUCAAAGAUUGUGCAACGCUGUUUGCGUUGAGCACCAUGACCAGCUCUGUACAGGUUUACAACUUGUCUCAGAAUGUGCAGGAAGACGACCUUCAACAUCUCCAGCUCUUCACUGAAUAUGGGAGGCUGGCCUUGGAAGAAAUCUAUGAGAAACCAUUUCAGACUUUAAUGUUUCUUAUAAGAGACUGGAGCUACCCUUACGAGCAUUCUUACGGCUUAGAGGGAGGGAAGAGUUUCCUGGAGAAGAGAUUACAAGUUAAACAGAACCAGCACGAGGAGCUGCAGAAUGUCAGGAAGCACAUCCAUUCCUGCUUCUCGAACAUUGGCUGCUUCCUCCUGCCCCACCCCGGCCUCAAGGUGGCCACCAACCCCAACUUUGAUGGCAGACUCACAGAUAUUGAUGACGAUUUCAAGACUGAGCUAGUCAACCUAGUGCCAAUCUUGUUGUCCCCGGAGAACUUGGUGGAGAAAGAAAUCGGAGGAUCCAAAGUGACGUGCCGAGACCUUGUACAGUAUUUUAAAGCAUACAUGAAAAUAUACCAAGGGGAGGAGCUGCCUCAUCCCAAGUCAAUGUUACAGGCAACGGCUGAAGCCAACAACCUCGCAGCUGUUGCAGGAGCAAAAGACAUUUACAACAAAGGCAUGGAGCAGGUGUGCGGAGGCGACAAGCCCUACAUGGCCCCCGAUCAACUGGAGUGCGGCCACGCAAACCUGCUGCAGGUGGCGGUCAAACACUUCCGCUCGGUCAAGAAAAUGGGCGGCGAGGACUUCUGCCGGUGCUACCAGGAGCAGCUGGAAGCAGAGCUGGACGAGGCCUUCACUAACUUCAUAAAACACAACGAUGGCAAGAACAUCUUCUAUGCUGCGCGCACGCCCGCCACGCUCUUCGCCGUCAUGUUCGCCAUGUAUGUGGCGUCGCUGGUCACGGGCUUCCUGGGUAUCAACACAGUGGCCACGGUGUGUAAUCUCAUUAUGGGCGUGGCACUGGCUGCGCUCUGCCUUUGGGCCUAUGUGAAGUAUUCCGGCGAGUUCCGCGAGGUGGGCAGUGUCAUCGACCAGGUGGCUGAGACCCUGUGGGAGCAGAGGACGCCACGAAAGAUCUUUUCCAAACUCUUUGAGGUGGCGAGGAGUCGAGUCCCGUUGGAUUCCUUGAUAACGGCCCAGAGAACGAGACUGGCCUCGAACAACAAUGUCAAGAAGAAAAAUUAGCACCUGCCCCCCAACCCCGCUUGGUUUCCAGUGUCCAUUUUUAGGACCAUAUAUAAAUGUUUUCUUUUUUGAUAGCUCAUGGUCCCCAUGCCAUGCUGGUUUAGUAUUUAAAAACUGCAUUUUAUACCUGGUUUGCACCACAAAUGUGGAAUACAGGUUGGCACUUUCAUGGUUGAUUUCCCAUAUGUUGUGGGGUUUAGGGUGGGUAGGAUGACAUCGGGGAGGGUGUGCGCUCUCAUGAUAAGCUGCCACCAUUUCCAUUUUUGGUAUGGAUGAAUGUACAAAGAAACAAAUGAAGCUUGCUUUCCUUUCUUUGCUCCUUUCUCUCCACCUCCAGUUGUUGGUUUUGUCCUCCUUUCCCCCUCCCUUUCAUCUGACGUCUUCUCCUUUUCUUUCCCACCACUCUUGUCUCU
This is a messenger RNA of Oncorhynchus masou masou (cherry salmon), 2317 nucleotides long. RefSeq names its product atlastin-2-like. Gene Ontology annotation, molecular function: GTP binding; GTPase activity. Bases 24 to 1904 code for a protein of 626 amino acids. Gene Ontology annotation, biological process: endoplasmic reticulum organization; protein homooligomerization. NCBI's taxonomy places the organism in Eukaryota, Metazoa, Chordata, Actinopteri, Salmoniformes, Salmonidae. The transcript is spliced from 14 exons. The record is from RefSeq and is a predicted model, not a curated record.